Molecule: messenger RNA, 4452 nt
Organism: Neoarius graeffei (lesser salmon catfish)
Lineage: Eukaryota; Metazoa; Chordata; Actinopteri; Siluriformes; Ariidae
Gene: fhip2b
Product: FHF complex subunit HOOK interacting protein 2B
Exons: 17
Coding region: 120-2294 (724 amino acids)
Source: RefSeq, a predicted model, not a curated record
CUGACUGACGUGUUGAAGGAACUGUUUCUAAACAAACUAGCUAAGCUCGGUUUAGCUUAGCAUUAAAUAAAGUUAUAAUGUGUGGCUCGUCGUAAACUAAAUAAAUAAACAGUUCUACGAUGGAUAUGUUGAAUAAAUUGACAACUCUUUUCCAGCAGGCUCUGGAAACAAGAGAGCCUUCAGUAAAUCUGCUCGACUCUUUCGUCGAUCAUUGGAAAGGAAUCACCAACUACUACAUUGAAACUACAGAUGAGGCACAACCAGUGAAGCAGACAGACAUCCCCUGGAGACUAAAGCAGAUGCUGGACAUCCUGGUGUAUGAGGAGAGACAGCAGGAGGUGGAGGAGACGGGGCCUUGCAUGGAGUACCUGCUCCAACACAAGCUGCUGGAGACACUGUGCACGCUGGGAAAGGCACAGUAUCCUCCUGGAAUGAGCCAGCAGGUCCUGCUGUUUUUCUCCAAACUCCUGGUGCAGAUCCAGAAGCCCAUGCUGCAUGUGAUUAACGUGUAUCGACCUGUACAGAAGCUGAUUCGUCUGUGUGGACUCCCUGACUCGCAAACCGAGAAGGAGGAGUCGCUGUUUCUCUCCUCCGUGUGUUCUUGUGUGAAGAAAGACCCGUACGUCCUGAACUACAUCCUGGAGACUAAUAAAGAAGCCCAGCCUCGGAGAUGUGGCUCCAUGUCAGGGGAAGGUGUAGAAGGAGCCAGUGGAGGUUCCAGUCCAGAGAACUCCGCUUCUCCUCCUGCACAGAGCACAAACCAGCCAGACACAGGUUUUAUCCAGAUCCUUUUACAGCUUGGGAAAAGCCAGAAACGCCGCGUUGCCCUGCGUGCAAUGGAAAGUGUACUGCUCCUCACGAGCACUCCUCACGAGGACAUGGCCAAGCUUCUGGCAGAGCAGACUCCACUUUGUGACCUUCUGGCACAAGGAGUGUGUGAGCUCUACAGCGCCAUCCCCACCACAAUCCAUUCUGAGGACAUACACAGCUACACCAUCAAACAGUGGAGGACUCAGUUAUGUCCAGCCAGCGUGGAGGAAACCCAGUCGUUUCCAGCGCAGGAGCACAUGGACAGGUUCUUCUGCUGGCUCGACUACUGUGACCAGCUCAUUAAAGAUACACCUGAGGUGCUUGCUGUUAAACUUUCCAGAGCUCUUCACCAGCAGUGGCUUACUGGAAUCGUUCAGCCUCAGCUGCUACAGAUGUCAGAGGUCUGUGUUCUAGUCCACACGGCUCUCCUGUCACGCUGCGUGCAUUACACGCAGUCCACCAUCCUGCUGCAUGAGCUGGUGCACUUCCUGCUGGGCAGCGACACGCAGCGGGAGCAGACAUCUGCCACGCCCCCGCAUACACACAUGCUACGCUAUCAUCUCCUCAAACACUGUGACCACAUCUCAGAUGAGAUUAGCAUCACUACAUUACGGCUGUUCGAGGAACUACUGAAGAAACCCGACAAACACAUCCUGACCAACCUGGUACUUCGGAACCUCGAGAGUCGCUCCUAUAGGCUGCCGGGUUCCGGUUGCAGUGAUGAGAGGCCAGGAGUUGAUCCUGAUUUCCUGGAAGACUCGGAAGAGUUGGAGGAAGAUCCUUUCUUCACAGAGAGUGAGUUCAGUGACUCAGAGCAUUUGCUUUCCUUGUCCAGGGAAGAGAGGAAAUCCAGCGCGCACACGCAGAUAGCUGAAACUGUUAACAGUUUCCUCUGUUUAGUUCCACAAGAGGCAAAAACGUCCCAGCAUGUCCAGGGAGCAGGAUAUGACACAUAUGUCCACGAUGCUCUAAAAUCGAUGAAAGAGUGUUCGGCUGUGUGCGCGGACUGGGGUUGGCCGGACGUCCCGAAACCCACCGAAGUCCUCUCCAACAGUGCAGACUUCUACGAAGGGCACUUCCUCAAAGUGCUGUUGGACAGGAUUGCACGCAUACUGGAGCAGCCGUACGAGCUGAACCUACAGGUGACGUCGGUGCUGUCUCAGCUGGCUGUGUUUCCUCACCCUCAUCUUCACGAGUACCUCCUGGACCCCUACAUUAGCCUGAGCCCUGGCACUCGCUCGCUCUUCUCUACACUCGUCCGAGUGAUCGGCGAGCUGAUGCAGAAGAUCCAGCACAUCCCAGACUUCACCCAGAGACUCAUUACAGUCAGAAAACAGCUCAUGGGCCUCGAGGAGGACACUGUAGUGGAACACGGGACCCUGUUGAAGGGCGUGAUCGUACUGGAGGAGUUCUGUAAGGAGCUGGCAGCCAUUGCCUUCGUCAAACUCCCCGUGAGCGAUCAGGAGCAUCUCUCAGCUCCUUGAACAAACACGCAGCUGAAACUUCAGGUGCUUCAACGGUCACGUGUUCGCACAGAGGAAGGCGGGACUGACACUGCAGGGUACGAUGCACCAGCAUGGGUCACUUUUUACGCUCGUGGGUACGGUAAGGGUCGGUCCCGAUGCCUCAUUGCUGGUCACGUGGUUGGAGUUGACUGCUUUUUACCAGCCUUUUGAAGACCAUGAGACAUGUGGUGCCUUUAAAAUAUUCAAGAAUUGACUGAACGAUGAUCAUUAAGACUUUCAUCUUCUAUAUGAGUAGAAAAAUUAUUUAAUGUGAUAAAUGAGUUCUUCCUCAGUCAGUACAUUAACACUAAAAACUGAGGGAAAUGACUCAGGUUAUUUUCACAUCCAUGCAAAUGUGAUGAAGAUACAGUGGCCGGAUUUAGUAUUUAUAUCAUAACGAGACUUAUUUUUAGUUACAUUAUUUUUUAAAUAUAGAUGUUCAACCAAAAUUGUAGUUAUUCUGAUUGAACAAAAUCCACGAAUGCGCGUUUUUUUUCCUAGAAGCUUCGCAGCAUCGUCAAGAUAUUCCUUGCUGCCAAACCAAACGUCCAAGGGGCGGAGCUGGACCUGGAUCUGAUCCAGAUCCAACUCCUCCUACCGUAUAAACCUCACCUUUGGUGUAAUUAGCUGGAAUAGAGCAAUAAUUUAUACUAUUUGUGCAUCCUAAGGACUGCAUUUGAGACUCCUCAUUAAAGAGUGUGGUAGCGAAGAUCACCGUUUUCUGCACAUCAUGAAAUACACUAAAUAAAUGUUUAAUCAGCAGCCCAAAAAUGCUGCCUUAGCAAGGCAGCCUCAUCCCAAAGAGUGCAAAAUGGGUACGGGUAGCGGCGGUAUUGAGUUGAAGUGUUCAUGUUCAAAUUUUGCACGUUGUAUAUUUAAGUUAUUCCCCGAAAUCAAGUCGUACUUGAGCUGGUAGCUGACGAGGCGCGUAGCACCGAGUUGUCUAUAAUCCGUGUACGACGAGAUUGAGUGAAUGGAAUAACUGUUUUAUUCUAUCCACGUUCACUGGAUUUCGAGAAACGGAGCAUUUUUUUAUUUUUUUUUGCAAAUUUGAUCGAGUUUAUACAAAACGUCCGACAAAAUAAUUUCCGCUUAGAAUAUAAACAAACCAGCGAAAUAACAGGCGCAAUUUGUGAAAAAUGCUAAAAUAAUAGUUCUUGAAAUUUUUUUUAAACAUAUAUGUUCUUACUAUCCAAUACUUUUAUUUCAUAUUUUUUUUGGGGGGGGUUUGAUGUUUUCGAGUCGAGUUUAUAUUUCGUCCUCGGUUGGUUCAGCAACACGGUCCGCCAUUUUGUUUUUCUCUACUCACGGUAUAUGAGCUGAUAUCCUAGUCGUAGAAUAGCUAAUCAGAGCGCACGAUUGCUCAUAUCCAGUGAAUGUGGAUAGAAUAGCUAUAUCAUCUAACUGAUUAUUGUUACGUGUCUGGUUAGUUAGCGAGCUACAUUUAAGGUAAGGAGGAAGCAUAACGUAUAAUUUAAUUUUCCAACUUUGACUUUAACAUGAUCCAAGUUGGAUAAUUAAUCCAGGAGUUAAAUGUCAGUAUGGUGAGAUUGAUUUAUUGCGAAUCCUACGGUAAAUAUGUCUCGAGAACAUACAGAACAGAUGAUUUAACCUGGGUUUGGAGGAUCCUAAGCCAUCUCUCACGUCUCUCCGUUCACCUUUCCUACUCCGUUUUGUUCGUCAUACGGUAUAAAGAUGGCAGAAUUAUCGCCUUAAACAUGUACUUAAUGUUUAAAUUGAUCAUCUCGAGUCUCUUUCUGCACUUUAGUCUUAUUAUAUGUUUUGAAACAAGUGUGUAAAAUGAUUUCUGUUAGCUUUAUUAAGUGUGAUACUUGAUGUAUGGACAUUUUUGUUUUAAUUUAUGUGUUUUAACGUUACGCAGCUGAACCAGACACGAAGGGUCUGCUGAUGUUUCCGGUCAUGUUUCGUCAUCCGAUUUCUCUCUUUCACUGUUGUCUUUUUCCAAAGGAGGAGUCACAGUCCUGAUCACUGUGACGUUAAUUAAGAUGAGUCUGUAUUGCUGAAUACAACGGCUCAGACCCAGCAUCGUGAGUGAGUUCUGAGUUCUGACUGGACUUGUAUAUGUGAAACAAUCUGAUCUGUGUAAACAUGGAUGAUAUAAAAAUCUAAAUCAUGA